AUGCUCCGGAGCACUUCUCGUCUUUCUCUCCUCCUUCGUAAUCUCUCUUACCGUCCUCCUGUCCGUACCCAGCAGUCGCCUUUUUUCUCUACAUCCGUCAAUAUGUCCAUGACUCCUGUCUCUGCUAAGGAAGCUUGCCCUCCUGCGGGCCCCUACGUAAGUCCGUCCACGCUCAUCCAAUGCCCAUGGCGCAAACCCAUUCAAAACCAUCCAUGCGAAUCCCAAUCCCUCGCAGAAAUAACGAACCCAACUAACCAAAUCUCUCCGUACAAACAGUCCCAAGCCAUCAAAGCCAACGGCCAGAUCUUCGUCUCGGGCCAGAUCCCCGCCGACGCUAACGCCAACCUCAUCGACGGCUCCAUCGGCGACAAGACCCAGGCUUGCUGCGACAACAUCAAGGCUAUCCUUGACGCUGCCGGGUCGAGCGUGCAGAAAAUUGUUAAGGUUAAUGUCUUCUUGACUGAUAUGGCCAACUUUGCGGAGAUGAACGCUACGUAUGAGAAGUUCUUUGUGCACAAGCCGGCUCGUAGCUGUGUGGCUGUUGCGCAGUUGCCCAAGGGUGUGCCGGUUGAGAUUGAGUGCAUUGCUUUGGAGUAA
This is a messenger RNA of Aspergillus chevalieri, 597 nucleotides long. RefSeq names its product RidA family protein. Gene Ontology annotation, molecular function: deaminase activity. The record is from RefSeq and is a predicted model, not a curated record. The transcript has 3 exons. NCBI's taxonomy places the organism in Eukaryota, Fungi, Ascomycota, Eurotiomycetes, Eurotiales, Aspergillaceae. Gene Ontology annotation, cellular component: cytosol; mitochondrion. Bases 1 to 597 code for a protein of 198 amino acids.